GAGCCUCGCUGGCCCAGGCCAGCCAUCGCACAGGCACGUGCUUGUUUGCGAGGCUUUCACAGCGCAUCUGCGCUGAAAUCCCCCCUGCAGCCCCAACAUUUUGGCUUGUAAUUUGCAAUGGUUGUUUCUGCUCCGACCAACGACGGGCUAAAGCAAAAAUCAGGAUAUACCAUUCCCGUGGCGCGACUUCGAUGGUCACUCGUUCUCUUCUUUUGGUAGCUCUGGAUGGCAUCGCCCAGAACACCCACAUGGCAGUCACUGUUGAUCGAGGCCACUUGCACUCGGAUGGUUGCAGUGAAAUUUGCCUCUGUCUCGAUUCCCCACCGGUGGAGCCAGCGCCGCGUGGUGAGCAUCAUGGGCGCCAUGGCCGAGGCCGAGGUGCAGGAGCCGGACAUGGUCGACGACGUGGAGCUCCAGAACCAGAUCGGCAGCAUCGACAUCUUCAGCUGCAUCCUGUACCUCAGCAUUCGGGGUCUGAGGCCACGGGAUCCGAGGAUAACUUCGCACCGGAGGAGGGCACGGACAAGCGUUCUGCGGGCUUCGAGUUGCUUCAAUAUGGUGUGCCAGUUGGUGCGAUCAGCAGGGCACCGAGGACGGCUACGACGACGUCGUGAUCCGUGGGUCCGAGGGUGACUCUUCGCCGGAGGAGGGCAUGGACAGUAGGUCUGCGGGCAUCGACUCUCUUCCAACUGGUUCUCUCCGUCGGGAUGCGCCUGGAUUUCACUCCGCCGCCACGGCUCGCAGUGCCGAGCCCCAGUAUGAGCUUCAAUCUCAGCCAGAGCCUGCUGACCCCGCACAUGUUGUGACUGAGAGCGUACCUGGUCCAGAGUGCAUUCAGGCUGCUGAGAACAAGGUUACCAUCUUGGCAGAGAUGGCGUUGCAUCCAGUUUCCCACGAUAUGGACAGUGCUGCAGCUGAGCAGCUUCUCGCAGCGGUCGAGCGGUUCAAUGUUCUGGAGGCCGAGGCCAUCGCUGCUCUUGCUACCGCGAGGAUUUUCACGCAGACUUCGUCGUCUACCGCCGCCACGCCCACUUCGGAAGAUUUCUCAGGCCGGGUUGAAGCUGCCAAGAAAGAGCUGGUGAAAACCAAGAUCAAGUUCCGCCGGUGGAUUGACUUGUUGCGGGCCAGGCGCAUGUUGCCGCAACGCUGAUAUCCUUGUCACUUGAUUGUUUUGCGACGCUGGGUACGAGUGCGUAGCAUGGCGUGCUGUGAGAACGGGCGGCGCAGGUUUGACGCGUCUGAGUGUUGCUGGUCGUGGCUCGAAUUCCUGGUCCUGGUCCGCGGUUCGGCCCUUGUGGGCCCUGUUUCUGGGGUGGCCCUUGUGGGCUUUUUGUUGUCCAGGGCGCCCUUUGCCCAAGCUCCCCCCCUGCGGGCCCUCCUCCUCGUUUUUUCUCUUCCUCUCCUGCGCCCCCCCCUCUUGGGGGGGUGCGCGGGCUUUGGGCUGCCCUCUCCGUGUGGCUCGUGGUCUGGGGGGGCCCUCGUCGCCGCCGUCCCCAUCCCGCUCUGUCUCGCCAUUUUCUUAGUCUUAGGCUUCGACGCUCCGCCUUCGACCGAACCGAACCGAG
Molecule: messenger RNA, 1565 nt
Organism: Prorocentrum cordatum
Lineage: Eukaryota; Dinophyceae; Prorocentrales; Prorocentraceae
Source: the annotation of a GenBank genome assembly